This is a messenger RNA of Balearica regulorum gibbericeps (East African grey crowned-crane), 1962 nucleotides long. The record is from RefSeq and is a predicted model, not a curated record. Lineage: Eukaryota; Metazoa; Chordata; Aves; Gruiformes; Gruidae.
AUGGCGGCCUUUGGAGUGAUGGCGUUUGUCUUCCCAAUUCACCAUUACACCUUGAAAGUUAAAUUAUACUGCUCACCGGUAACUAAGGAACUGCUGCUGACUAGCCGGAAAUACAAGUUUUGGGAGAAUCACAUUGUUGCAUUGGAAGUUGAAACUCCAACUCAGAUUUCUUUAGUGGAUGAAACAUCUGGUGAGAAAGAAGAUAUAGAGGUGACACUUCUACCAGCUGGUCACUGUCCAGGAUCAGUCAUGUUUUUGUUUGAAGGUGAGAAUGGCACUGUGCUGUAUACAGGGGAUUUCAGGCUUGCAAAAGGAGAAGCAGCCAGAAUGGAGCUUUUGCAUUCAGGGAGCAGAGUAAAAGACAUCCAGAGUGUGUAUUUGGACACCACUUUUUGUGAUCCCAAAUUUUAUCAUAUACCAAGCCGGGAGGAGUGUUUAAAAGGGAUCUUAGAGUUAGUGCGAAGCUGGACCUCGCUGACUCGCUAUCAUGUUGUGUGGCUGAAUUGCAAAGCUGCUUACGGAUAUGAAUAUUUAUUCAUAAACCUCAGUGAGGAACUUGGAAUCAAGGUGCAUGUGAACAAACUUGAUAUGUUCAGAAACAUGCCAGAAAUUCUCUACCACGUUACUAGAGACCGACACACUCAGAUUCAUGCCUGCCGACAUCCUCGGGAUGAUGACUGCUUUCGAGGGAACAGACUGCCCUGUGGGAUGACUUGCCAAAAUGGAACUCCCUUGCACAUCAUCAGCAUCAAACCCUCCACUAUGUGGUUUGGAGAAAGGAUCAAGAAAACCAAUGUAAUAGUGAGGACUGGUGAGAGUACCUACAGAGCUUGCUUCUCUUUCCACUCUUCAUACAGUGAGAUUAAGGAUUUCCUGAGCUAUAUCCGCCCUGUGAAUGUGUAUCCCAAUGUGCUGCCAGUGGGUAGGACAGAAGACAAAGUUAUGGAAAUAUUAAAGCCAUUAUGCAGGUCCUACAGGAGAAACAUGGAACCCAGGUACAAGCCCUUAGGAACACUGAAGAGACCCCACAAGAGAGACUCAUCUGACACAGAUGAAGAUGAUCUCUUUGACUCAGAAUUAACUUCUGCAAGGCCUAAGAUUCUAAAACAGCAGGGAGAAGAGAGCAGGCUCUCCAACACAGGACAGUCUGAGAGCACAGAAGGUUGCAAAGUGACCGCAACUUACAUCUCCCCCAAGGUAGACUUCAUGGACUGUGAGGAAUCAAAUGAUGAUGAUGAUGAUGACGAUGAAGAAGAAUCUGAAAUAAAUGUAGUUCAAGUUCUUUCCCAUGAGCCAGAUGCCACUUCCACAGCAAAUUUUGAUGGAGUAACAACUAGUGACCAACAGGAGUCUAAUGCCGACGUCCCUCGCUGGGAUGCAUUUUUUAAGUGUAACAAACCAGAAGAGAGCUCUGAAAAUGAGGAGAACUUCCCAUCUUCAGCAGAUGCUGGUGGGUCCCAGUCACUCUUCAGUGAUUCAGAUGGCGUAAGCGACUCAACACACAUCUCCUCCCAGAAUUCUUCUCAGUCUACGCACAUAUCGGAGCAGGGGAGCCAGGGCUGGGAUAGCCAAAUGGACACAGUACUCAUCACCUCCCAAGAGAGAAACGCCUUGGACUGUAGCUGCUUCGGCAGAGGUGGGAGCAGAGCAGUCGUUUCCAUAGUGCAGGAGACCGCCAAAGACAGUCAACCUGACAACAGUCGGUGGAAGCCACUGGGUCAAAACAGAUGUUGUGCGAAAGACGCAGAAGCUGGCACUGCUCAUGCUCAGGAUGUGCUGGCUGAAGGAAGUGACAACUCCAGGACGCCUGAUCUGGAACUGAGGAGGGACUCGCAGAGCUCCUCCGACUUCGAAAUUCCCUCCACUCCUGAUGCUGAAGCACCUCAGCCCGAUAAACUGCACUGUUUAUAUAAGAAGCUAGCGGCAGGUGAAAACAUACUGAGUAUGAAAAAAGUCUCCUGA